Ambispora leptoticha is the source of this 2146-nucleotide messenger RNA. The record is from the annotation of a GenBank genome assembly. Lineage: Eukaryota; Fungi; Glomeromycota; Glomeromycetes; Archaeosporales; Ambisporaceae.
AUGGCGACUUCAACGUCAAACCAUCAUCUUGCCCCUCCUUCAACUUCGAACAUGGGCCUUCCAAUUUCCAACGGCAACGGUCUUGGUGAUGUGCCUUCGCCGCCGCUUUCACCGGGCAAGCAACACCCACCACCAUCACCUCGAACACACUCAAAAUCUAUUUUAACCAUCGCAUUACAGAAAGCCCAGUCAGCCGUGUUACUUGACUCUGCUAAUAAUGUGAGUGCAGCUUUGGCGGCAUAUAGACAGACUGUCAAGCUUUUGUUACAAGUAAUUGAUAAAGCGGCAAAUGAAACUGAUCGUCGAAGGCUACAACAUAUAUAUGACACAUAUGCGGACCGAAUACGAUUAUUAUCGACGAUAGCGCCCCAGAAUGAAUUAGACGAUAAUAAUGAUGAUGAUAGUGGUGGCGGUGGUGGUCGUAAUAAAGAUGAUGAAUUUGACAACUGUGGACUUCAGAAUCGUGCAUCAUACAAGCGCAUUAACGAUGAAUCAGAAAGUCGUCAUCGUCGUAAAUCAAAGAGGAAUUCAUCGUCAACUAUCAACUUAAAUGGUGUCAUCCACCGUAAUGAUGACCAUGACAAUAAUAAUGAUUCAAUAAAAUCAGGAACAAUAAAAUCAUCAAUAGAUAAUGUUAAAAAUCAUCCUCAUAAUAAUACUGAUAUUGAUAAUUCGUUAUUGGCGUUAUCACCAAAUAAUCACAAAAGACGUACACACAAGUCAAACUCCUCAACUUCUACAACAAAAUCAUGGAACUCUUCCCGAAUGUCUCUCAUAUCUGAUAAGACGACGCCACCAGGAUCAGAUUAUGAAUCAGCAAUUGAAAAAAGAGAGUCAAUUGGAGAAUCGACAGAAUCCGUAGAAGCUUUGAAUAGCUCUGACGAUACUGCUUCGAGCACUGAUGAUGCUACUACAAGUAAUAAUGACAACAACAACAAUACGCGUAAAAAUAUCCAUAAAAAUUCAUUAUCAUCUUCAUCUUCUUCAUCCUUACCGAUAUCAAUGGAUAAUAAUCGAUCUACAGCAGCAACGGUAACGGCAACAAUGGCCGGUCCUAUACAUAAUAGUAGUUUAACAAAAGACAAUUCAUCAUUACCUUCAUCCUCUUCAUCAAAAAAAUCACCUAAAUCAUUAUUAUUGUUAUCAACGCGUUCGAAAUCACCCGAUAAAAUGACAUCCAUAAAAAAGAAUGAUAAAAAUAUAUCAAAAAAAUCCAAAUCACCUGAAUUCAUAUCAUCAUCGUUGUCAAAAAAUAUCAAUACUUCAGAUAAUAACAAACAAGAUGAAUCAUUAUCAAUAAAAUUGAAUAAUAUCACUCCUCCUAAUGAUACUGCUGCAUCUAUGAAAAGUCAGAAGACAAUAACAACAUCGUCGCCAUCUUUUAACAGCCGACGUCCAUCUCCACUUUCAUUAACACAAGAGAACGACAGUUAUAAUUCUCGAACUAUUCCUGUUCUUGGGGAUACAGCGUCAUCAAAUCCUUUAGCUUCAUCUUCUGUCACGACAACAACUACCAAUCCUCAUAAUGCCACUACUACCCAAUCAUUAGGCUUAAUAGGCGCUGUUCCACCACGAAGAGCUGCGUCGAAUCCUGGUCAACCUCGGAAAAAUAACUCAAAUCAAAUGUUAUCCGAUGACGUUUUGGGUCAACCAAAUAAAACAGGUUUACCUGAACCACCACCGACCGAUGUGCAUCUAAGACCAUUCUGGUUAAUGCGGACAUUAGAACGUACAAUGACAACUGGUGGCUACUUAACAAAGAAAUUAUUUGUACCCAAUAAUAUGUGGGUGCAAGCAAAUGUUAAAUUAGCAUCGGUGGAAACUAAAGUUUCUAGUUGUGAAUUAAUUCAUAACUGUCUGGUGAGAUUAGAAAAAACGACUAUUGAUGAUUUGGAUUCACUAGUAAAGGAAUUGGAUUCAAUUGAAACUGACUUUGAUGGAAUCCAAAAUUCAUUAGCUCGAAAAUUGAGCUAUGUUGAAUCGACAAAUGGAAAAAGUCGUCAAAACACAGCUCUUAUGAACUGGGGAUCAAAAUUAUCACAACGACUUGAUCGCAUGGGUAUGGGAAAUGUUGCUAAUCGAAGUGAAGAGGCAAAUAAUUAUGUGGAGAUGUUAUUAAAAGUGUUUCAAAACGCUCAUGUUGUUG